Messenger RNA from Cataglyphis hispanica, 1129 nucleotides. It is a transcript of the gene Mrm2, whose product is annotated as rRNA methyltransferase 2, mitochondrial. Lineage: Eukaryota; Metazoa; Arthropoda; Insecta; Hymenoptera; Formicidae. Gene Ontology annotation, molecular function: rRNA (uridine-2'-O-ribose)-methyltransferase activity. The transcript has a single exon. Gene Ontology annotation, biological process: RNA methylation. The coding region runs from base 286 to 1026 and encodes 246 amino acids. Gene Ontology annotation, cellular component: mitochondrion. The record is from RefSeq and is a predicted model, not a curated record.
UGAUCACUGAUCAGCUGAUAGCAGGGAGCGCGGCGCUGUUACUCAAUAUGGUCGCUCGCAGAAUCACUCUUCCGCGAUAUCAAUGGUUUAUUACGCAUCUUUAUUCUCUAAUUAAUCAAUCCCAGUUUGCGUAUACACGACCGACAUAUGUUCUUCAAGAAUAUACAGCACUUAAUUUGCGCAGAGUUGACAAAUAAGUUUGCAAGGAGCAUCGAUAUUAAGUACAUACAGUGUGAGCGACGUUUGUUAGGUUAGAUUACAUAUUUGUAUACCGAGUAAAUCGGGAUGAAUUGUUUCUACAAAAGCGUUUCGCAGACAAGAAGCCUACACACUAACUGCACGCUAUUGAAAGAGACGCCAUGGAACUUGAAGGGCAAGAAACACAGUUCGCAAUUAUGGUUAAUGAGGCAAAUACGUGAUCCUUAUGUGGAGAAGGCGAAGCAGGAAAACUACAGAUGUAGAAGUGCCUUCAAGCUUCUGCAAAUCAACGAUAAAUACAAAAUUCUCAGCCCAGGUCUGACUGUGAUAGAUUGCGGAGCGGCACCUGGUAGCUGGACGCAAAUUGCCACCAAUCUGACCAAUGCACACGCUAAAAAUGAGGGUCCUGUUGGCAAAGUAUACGCUAUUGAUAAACUACCGUUUUAUCCUGUGGAAGGUGCAACUGUUUUGGGAAAUAUGGAUUUUACAAAGGCAAAGACUCAGGAAACUUUGCAUAAAUUAUUGCAAGGUAAUAAGGCCGAUGUUAUUUUAUCCGACAUGGCUCCAAAUGCAUCCGGUAUAAGAGAGAUAGAUCACAAUAAUAUAAUAUUAUUAGCGUACGCGGCUUUGAAAUUUGCAUUGCAAAUUACUAAAGUGCACGGUGCGCUUGUUAUAAAAGUUUGGGACGGCGGUAAGUCGCAAGAGUUGGAGCAGAAUCUAUUGAAAUUUUACAAUAACGUUAAAGUGGUCAAGCCUGACGCAACGAGAGAUGAAUCGACGGAAAAAUUCUUCUUGGCUAGAGGAUUUAAAGGUCUCAAGACUAGUUGAUUUUUAUUAGAAUCCAUAGGUAUAUAUUAAUUCUCUAUUGUAGGACACGAUGAUGUGCGGAUAGGUUGUAUAAAUAAAAGUAUACAAUAAUUUUGAUAUCAUA